GAAUUUGAUUAUUUGUUCUUGUAGAUGACAGAAAGUAUAGACUUUCUGUGUUUAUAUGUGCAUUUUUAUGUGGGGUAUAAACAUCCAGACAGACUGCACCACUCACAUCAAUUGAUCGCAGAGUGGAAAAGUCGUCUGCAUCGUGUCGGCGCACAAAGAAAACAGCAGCAGGGAAACUCAAACACCUCAUUGUGUUCACUGACUGUUAGAUUAUGUUCAGCUGCCGGGGUUCAGUCUGGGUAGAGCGCUGGCAUUAUUUGAUAUGCCGCUGCCAUCUCAUCUCUCCCGCCCCAGUACCUGUUACCUUGGCGACAGCAAUAUCCCUCUUUUUUUUGCCAAGCGUCUCGCUGUUUGCCUUUGCCUCAUUGUGUCCCCCUCAUUCCUGCUCUCGCUCACACACACACACACGCACACAUAGACACACAGACAUAGCAAGGGCAGCCCCCAUCUUUCUUCCCCACUCUCUCUCUCCCUCUCUGUCUCUCUCUCUCCCUCCCCUCCUCUCUCUCUCCCUCCAUCUGCUGAGAGUCACUCAGGCAGCUUAGAUCAGACACUGCAGCGCUCCAGACAAAGGAAGGUGCCGCCAGGAGCACGGCUACCUAUCUGGUCUGUUACACCUCAUGUAGACAGGCAACCUUGGGUUUCCUGACACCUAUUUAUUGACAACGCAGCGCUACUUUUCAAAGACUUGAAAAGACUGUGAGGAGGACUAACUCUGUGUAGGGAUGGGAAACCUUUUCUUAAACGCUUAAUAACCUCUGUCUAACAUGUUUCCUGUUCUCUCCUUUUACAGUUCAGUUCCACAUUGCUCAUUUGUAUGAGAUUCAGGUAAGUGCUCGCUUUUAUUGAACUUGUGCCGUCUCCCAAGGACACGAGACGUCUGUUUGCCAUUUGUAAUUGUGGAUAAAUAAGUCUUGUGAAUGAAUUGAAUGUCCAAGGCGAUGGCUCAUUACAGAGCCAGCGCUGUGAAAUCACAGGAACGCAGGGGAUAGCCCUGCUUUUUUUUUUUUUUUUUUUUUAGUAUUUGAACCAGGUGCUGACAAAUUGAGGAGGGAGCAGGGUGCGUGAGUGGGUGGCAUGCAGGACGGGAUAGGAGAUUACUCUGAGUCGAUCGACGGGGUUGCCACGGAAACAAGAAAGUCUGUCUCCCCCUCUUUUGUAUGCUGGUGGUCUCCUUCUCUCUCUCUCUCUUUAUGUCGGUUUCAGUAGAGGAGUACAGUAGCUCCUGCUGGCGUUGGGAGCGCUUCACGACUAAUGUGCGGGGUUUUUUUGUGCUGUGUCAGAACACAACGCUGCAGUGGAACAUCUUAGGUUGCGUGCUGCCGAAGAGAUACCGGGCUGCCAAGGAGGCCUAUGAAAGCCUCCUGCAGACGGAGGAUCUUCCUGCACAGGUGAAGGCCACUACCCUGCAGCAGCUAGGCUGGAUGCAUCACACAGUGGAACAGCUCGGGGACAGAGCCAGCAGGGACAGCUAUGCCAUCCAGUGUCUGCAGAAAUCUCUGGAGGCCGACCCCAACUCUGGACAGUCCUGGUACUUCCUUGGCAGGUGCUACUCUAGUAUUGGGAAGGUCCAGGACGCCUUCAUCUCUUAUCGGCAAUCCAUAGACAAAUCAGAGGCCAGUGCAGAUACCUGGUGCUCUAUAGGGGUGUUGUACCAGCAGCAGAACCAGCCCAUGGACGCUCUGCAGGCCUACAUCUGCGCCGUGCAGCUGGACCACAGCCACGCCGCUGCCUGGAUGGACCUGGGCACGCUUUACGAGUCCUGCAACCAGCCGCACGACGCCAUCAAGUGCUACAUCAACGCCACACGCAGCAAGGGCUGCACCAACACCACCGCGCUAACCCACCGCAUCAAAUGCCUGCAGGCUCAGUUGAGUAACCCCCAGCUCAGUAGCCUACAGGGUAAAAGUAAAAUGCUCCCUCUUAUUGAGGAGGCAUGGAGUCUACCAAUCCCAGCUGAGCUAACCUCCAGGCAGGGAGGCCUGAGCAGUGCACCACAGCAGGCUUGUAAGCCCAAUCACAGUGCAGAGGGCGGGGGCUCGGGUCAGUCUCUGCCCCCUCACGUGGGCCCGCUGGGCCAAGCAGAGGACCAGUCCUGCCCAGCAAAGAGGAGGAGAGCAUCCAGCCCGGGCAAGGGUGAUUCUUGGGUCAGUAACCCACCACAGCAGCCAGUUCCCAACUGGUACCUCUCCCCACAGAAAUUACAGGUGCUGGAACAGUUGCGGAGUAACCGGGCCAGCCUGAAGCCGCCGCAGCUCCAGAUGCUGGGGCAGCUGGAGGCUCAGUUCGCCAUGAUGCAGCAGCACCAGCACCAGAUGAGACAGAAUGCCUCAGGAGGUCAGGUGCGCCCAUCUCUUCCCAACGGCCCCACCACCAACUCCCUCCCCUCCCCGAACCCCAGCCUCCACCCCACGCGGCCCCACCUGGGACCCCACCGACCCCUGUGUCCGCCUCAGCCGCUGGCCAACGGGCCCGUGGGCCCCGGGACACACGGACACUCAGACUCUCUCCCUGUGGGUGACAGUAGUAACAGUAGUAAUAAUCAGUCAGGGCCCACGGCCACAGGACCCAACGGAGACGUGCCUUACCUGCAACCUGCCGGCAGCGGCGACGCAGCACUGCUACCUCACACCUGCACAAGCACGCAAACACAGGACGCCACGCCGCGCCAGGCCCUGCACCUAAACUCCUCUCAGGGGCUUCAGACGGGGUGUGUUCCACAUGCGACGGGCUCCAGUAGUGAGGGGACCCUCUCUCACCCCCAGACCCCCAACUCCAUCGCCCCUGUGCACCCCAACAAUCAGGUUGGACAUUCCACUAACGCCCCAUCACCACGACAGCAGGCUCACAACCACCUCCCAUCUCCUCCCUCCCUCCCCCACUCCUCUACCUCAGGUGGAGCAGCACCUGGUGCGUCCGCUACCAAAGAUAGCAACACCGCAGCCGCCCUCAUCACGGCAGCCGCAUCCCUCGGCAACGGGGGCUCUGAGGGCAAGACGCCAUCGCCGCAGCCGUCAGCUGAUGGCAAAGUGGCGUCGACAGAUGGCCUAGCCAAUCACGUACACUCGGGGGACGGCAAGGUGGCAGAAGGCGGCGAGAAGCCGAGCCUUAGCACAGACAAUCCUAGUCUAUCUGCCCUGCUGGCAGGGGGGAAGGGCCCAGAGGAGGGCGAGGGACCGUCACAAGGGACUGCAUCCACAGCACCCGCCACGUCCGAGCCCCACAAGAAAGUCAACAACAUCCACCCGGCCGUCCUGCCCUCCACCCCCCACGCGCAGGGCAGCUCGGCUGCCUCCUCGCCCAUCUCUGCCAUAUCCACCGCCACGCCCUCACCCAAAUCCUCAGAACACACCCAAACAGGCGCCCACAGUCCCGCCACCGCCGCACCUGCUGCACCUGCCGUGAACGGGAACAGCAAAGGAGGCAUCUCCGAGGACUCUCAAAGCCCGCUGAAGGCUGAGCCGCCCACCGUCACCAGUCUCAAAGCUACGCCUCCACACGGACACAGCUCCUCUUCAUCAUCAUCUUCAGUAUCCAUCUACCCCAGCUCCACAGACGUGCUAAAGGCCUGCAGAAACCUGGGGAGGAACGGUCUCUCCAACAGCAGCAUCCUCCUCGAUAAGUGCCCCCCGCCCCGGCUGCCCCCUCCGCCCUCACCAGCCCUGCCCAAAGACAAGCUCAACCCUCCCACUCCUAGCAUCUAUCUGGAGAACAAGAGGGACGCUUUCUUCCCCCCACUGCACCAGUUCUGCACAAACCCCUCCAACCCUGUCACUGUCAUCAGAGGACUGGCUGGAGCACUCAAACUGGACUUGGGUCUGUUCUCUACAAAGACGUUGGUCGAGGCCAACCCAGAGCACCUGGUGGAGGUCUGGACGCAGCUCUCUCAGCCCGCCGACGAGAACUGGGACCCGACCGGCACCAAGAAAAUGUGGCGCUGCGAGAGCGCCCGCGCCCACACCACCAUCGCCAAAUACGCCCAAUAUCAGGCUGCUUCCUUCCAGGAGUCCCUGAGGGAGGAGAAUGAGAAGAAGGCACUAAAGGAGCCCUCGGACACAGAGCCAGCAUCAGCAGAGAGCGUUGCACGGAAAAGAAGGGGACCCUUAAAGCACAUCAAGUUUGGAACCAACAUCGAUGUGUCGGAUGAAAGGAAGUGGAAGCAGCAGCUCCAGGAGCUCAGCAAACUGCCGGCCUUCGCUCGGGUCGUGUCCGCCGGCAACCUGCUGAGCCACGUGGGUCACACCAUCUUGGGCAUGAACACAGUGCAGCUCUACAUGAAGGUCCCUGGGAGCAGGAUAGCAGGUCACCAGGAACACAAUAACUUCUGUGCAGUCAACAUCAACAUCGGACCAGGAGACUGUGAAUGGUUCGCAGUGCCGGAGCCCUACUGGGGAGUGAUGAGCAACUUCUGUGAAAAGAACAACAUCAACUUCCUGAUGGGCUCGUGGUGGCCCAACCUGGAGGACCUGUAUGAGGCUGACGUACCCGUCUAUCGGUUCAUUCAGCGACCGGGCGACCUGGUGUGGCUCAACACCGGCACCGUGCACUGGGUCCAGGCCAUCGGCUGGUGCAAUAACAUCGCCUGGAAUGUCGGACCUCUCACAGCCCACCAGUACAAGCUGGCCGUGGAGCGCUACGAGUGGAAUAAGCUCCAGAGCGUCAAGUCCAUGGUUCCCAUGGUGCACCUCUCCUGGAACAUGGCACGCAACAUCAAAGUGUCCGACCACAAGCUGUUUGAGAUGAUCAAGUAUUGCUUGCUGCGGACUUUGAAGCAGUGCCAGUGGGUAAAGGAAGCCUUGGCGACGGCCGGCAAGGAAACGGUGCUGAGGCCGAGGACCAGGGACGAGCCGGCCCACUACUGCACCAUCUGCGAGGUGGAGGUGUUCAACCUGCUGUUUGUGCGCCGCGAGCUCCUGUCCAAGAAGCAGUACAUGGUCCACUGCCAGGACUGUGCCAGGAAAGGCAGCGCCACGCUGGACACCUUCGUGGUUCUGGAGCAGCACAGGAUGGAGGACCUAAUGCAGGUCUACGACCAGUUCACUUUAGCCCCUCCUCUUCAUUCAUCUUCAUCUUGACAUUAGGCGUCACCUCUUUCUUCUUCUGCUGUGGAGCCAUGAAGCCCAUUUACAGGAACUUGUAUUAAGAUUUAAAGAAAACAGACAAAAAAAAACAGAACAAACAUCUACAUACGCGGACCAUUUCUGAUAUUCAGGAAAGCCAAGGCCGUCUCCCCCCCCCCCACCCUCACCACCCACCACCGCCCCCUCCCAUUAUGGCUGGUCUCCAUAGCGACGGCUGGAGGCUGAGGCGGCCGAGUGUGUCUGUCUAUGCAACCUGUUUGAAGUGCUGGGGCCUGGCCCUUCCAGAGGGGGGCGCCACCGAGCUCGCUAACAGGACUUGUUUCUCUCUCCCCCCCUCCCCCCGCCUCCCUCCCAGCCCCCUCUAGUGACAAUGGCUCAGCCCUGUUUUAAUGGAGGACUUAAUCAAAAAUGGUUGGGAACAGGGGGACGAGGGGGAGGAGUGCGUGAUGAAAAAAUGUUUUGUAGAUACUUGUUAAAUGUCACAACUGGCAACACCACCCGAAAAAGACUACUGACUUGACAAGCUUUCUCUCUUUCCCUUCUUUUUCUUUUUCUAUACUGGUAACAGGAUGAAACGUUGGCUUUGAUUUA
Molecule: messenger RNA, 5672 nt
Organism: Epinephelus lanceolatus (giant grouper)
Lineage: Eukaryota; Metazoa; Chordata; Actinopteri; Perciformes; Serranidae
Source: RefSeq, a predicted model, not a curated record